Messenger RNA from Cottoperca gobio, 3051 nucleotides. RefSeq names its product calpain-9. Gene Ontology annotation, cellular component: cytoplasm. Lineage: Eukaryota; Metazoa; Chordata; Actinopteri; Perciformes; Bovichtidae. Bases 97 to 2193 code for a protein of 698 amino acids. Gene Ontology annotation, biological process: proteolysis. The record is from RefSeq and is a predicted model, not a curated record. The transcript is spliced from 20 exons. Gene Ontology annotation, molecular function: calcium ion binding; calcium-dependent cysteine-type endopeptidase activity.
GGAGGACCUCCCCGACAGGGCGUUGCUUCUGUCCGUUUUACGUGUUAAGUAAGAGGCAGAAGGUGCAAACUCUUCACACUACUGAUACUUUUCGACAUGAAAAAGUCGCUGAGUGUGUCGUCUGAAAGCUCCCUCCCUCCGCUGGAUGAUGAUGUGGACUCGGUCUGCUCCGACGAGCUGCUCGGUUCUCAGGCCCGCAGCUGGCUGUCGGACCUCUUGACCCGGAACGCGCUUCCAGACAACGGGGACGUCAAAUUCGGCCGGGACGGACUGUUCGAGGACGAUCCCUUCCCGCAGGGAGAGCUGGAGAUGCAGCCCGGGGUCAAGUGGAAACGACCAUGGGAGCUCUGUUCGUCCCCUCAGUUCAUAGUUAAUGGAGCUACACGCCUGGACGUCCGCCAGGGAAAGCUCAACGAUUGCUGGUUGCUUUCUGCCAUUGCGUCUCUCUCUGUGCACCCCUCCCUGCUCAAGAAGGUCAUGCCUCUGGGACAGAGUUUCCAAGACGGAUACAACGGCCGCUUCACCUUCAAGUUCUGGCAGUACGGUCUGUGGGAGGAGGUGACGAUAGACGACUUGUUGCCGACUCUGGACAACAAGCUGCUCUACCUCAACUCCCCAGAAAAACACGAAUUCUGGAGCUCCCUGCUGGAGAAGGCCUACGCCAAGAUGAAAGGUGGCUACAGAGCUCUGGACAUGGGCUUCCCUCAUGAGGCCAUGGUCGAUAUGACGGGCGGGGUAGCUGAGGUUUUCAAAAUUGCCUCACUGCCCAGAGAUCUGCCGAACUUCCUCAAACACCUGCUGGCUAAAGGAGCACUCAUCAACUGUGCCAACUGCGAGGGUCCUUUGGAGCAAAGGAAUGGACUAGGAAUCAUGUUCAGACAUGCCUAUUCUCUGACUGCAGUAGAGAAGGUCAAGACGGCACACGGCACAGUAGAUUUGGUACGAAUCCUCAACCCCUGGGGCAGAACGGAGUGGGAGGGUCCGUGGAGUGACAAGACACACAGUCCAGAAUGGAACACAGUGAGUGUCGAGGAGCAGAAAAGACUGGAGAUAGUCAGGCGGGAGGACGGGGAGUUCUGGAUGUUGGUGUCCGACUUCCGACAGAACUUUGAGACAAUGGAGGUGUGUCACCUGACUGACUCUAUUAGCGAUCCAGAGUCCCGCAUGCUGCCGUGGUGCUGUAUCGUUCAUCAUGGGAACUGGGUGCCCAACAUCUCAGCAGGAGGAUCUGCCCAAAGACGUACAUUCUGGCAGAACCCUCAGUUCUACUUCAACCUAUCGGAGGUGGACAGUGGCUCUAAGAAGACCUGCUCCUUCAUUUUGGCUCUGAUGCAGAAAAACCACAGACGUAGGAGAGUUAACCUGAAUAUAGCCCUGCAUAUAUACCAGGCUAAUCCUAAGAACACAUAUCUGUCGCCUGAGGACUUGAGUGCGCGCCCCCCGAUCCUCUACAGCCCCAGUUACUCCUCACAUCGGGAGGUUGUCCUUCGUGGCUCCCUUUCACCCGGUCAUUACAUCAUCAUCCCUUCAACACACGAGCCCAAUCAGCAGGGAGCGUUCCUCCUCCGGGUGCUGAUAGAGAAGGGCAACGAUGCCACUCCAUCCCACAGACCGCCACAAGAGGUCCCUUCAGUAACAGAGCCUAUAUCUCCUCACCAGGCGGCUCUUCCUUCGCAUGAAUCUACCAAACGUCUGUUCAAGAAGCACUGCAACAAGAAGGGGCUUUGCAAACCACUGCACCUCUACAAUCUGCUGACGGAGGCCAUACAGGGAGGAGUGUUGGCCGGCAGUGAGAAGUACUUGUCUCUGGAGCACUGCAAGAGUCUGGUGGUCCUCAUGGAUUUUCAUGGCACCGCUCGGAUGGACUGGCAGGAGUUCAAGUGUCUGUGGGAAAAGAUCAGGAAGUGGACGGAUAUCUUCCUGCUGUUUGACAAGAACAAAACAAAUCGCCUGGAGUAUCGAGAGGUCCGGCCCGCUCUGAAGGAAGCAGGCAUCAUGGUGGAUGAUUUGAUAAUGCAGCUGGUUGGACUGAGAUACACGGAGCCGGACAUGACCAUCAGCUACCCCGGCUUCCUGUACCUGCUGAUGAAACUGGAGACUAUGAUCCACAAAUUCCAAGUGUACGACAUGGUGGGAAUGGGAAGCAUAACUAUUAGCUACAAACAGUGGCUCCACAUGACCAUGUACAACUGACCGGUUCCACUCAGACGGAUUCAUCAGGUUUCGCUUUUUCUAAUCAUUUUCUGUUCUUCUGUUUUUCAUGAUUGUUUAUUUUUUCAUGUAUGAAAAUAGAUGUUGGAGUCUAUGGUUAUGGUUCAUAUAAAGCGGUAUGUAAAUAUGCUUAAUGUUUAAAAAUGACUGUUCGAAGAAUCUGUGUGCUAACGCAUCGCUCGGCCCACCAACUCUCUCCAUCUCCAGAACAUACAUUUAUAUUUGUUCAUAUUGGAGGCAAAACAAAUGAUAACUUUUAACUGGAAGAAGACGGGUGAACCUACAAUUGGAUCAAAAACAUGGCGCAAUGUCAAUUGAGAGAAUAACAUUCCCUGAAUAAAAUAAAUGGGUGUUAAUGAGGGAAUCUGGAAUCCAUCAAAUGAUUUUAUACAUUUUAGUUUGUUAAUGAAAAGUCCAUAAAGACAUUGUUAAUGAAUAAAACACUAAGCCUUCAUAUGCCGUUUAUGUUUCCUCUUGUGUGUCGUCAUCCUAUAGUCAAAGAGUAACAAUGGAAAUAUCUUUAAGAACUCUCUUCAGUCAUGGAAACAUCCAGGGUCAAAGGUCAAUGCAAGAUGGGCUGCUCUGAGCAAAAGAGAAGUUUAUGAUUCAUUGUGUUGGUGACUCGGUGUAACUAAGAUCCCAUUAUUAGUAUGAAAGAUUUAAAAUGUUGACAUGAAAACAAACUAAAUGAAGAAAUAAACUACCCUCUUUAAUUAUGACCCAUGAAUACAAAAUGAUCCAUUUAUCAGACUGGUUGAUUCUAACUCACGCUGAUACAUAUUGAACUCAUAACUUCGGUUCGGGCUUUGUUUCAACAAACUGUAAUAAUGCAUUAAUAAA